This is a messenger RNA of Ostrinia furnacalis (Asian corn borer), 971 nucleotides long. RefSeq names its product vitellin-degrading protease-like. Gene Ontology annotation, biological process: proteolysis. The record is from RefSeq and is a predicted model, not a curated record. The transcript is spliced from 5 exons. Lineage: Eukaryota; Metazoa; Arthropoda; Insecta; Lepidoptera; Crambidae. Bases 1 to 906 code for a protein of 301 amino acids. Gene Ontology annotation, molecular function: serine-type endopeptidase activity.
AUGUGGGUUGCAGUUGCCUUGUGUUUGCUAGUGCAGUAUUUGAGCAGCGAAGCCAAAGUCGCUGUUCUUCCCAUGUUGAGACACAACGAUGGAAUAGUUGGAGGCGAAGAUAUUGACAUCUCCGAAGCACCUUACCAAGUGUCUCUUCAGGUGAAGGGAAGGCACUAUUGUGAAGGCACCUUAGUCGCCAAGGAUAUUGUAAUAACUGCUGCACAUUGUCUUAAUAGUUAUUUUCAUCUUUUCAAAUGCCUCAUUUUCAGGAAAGUGACAAAAUUAAAUCUAAAAUUCUUAGUGGCAAUUUAUGCCCAAUUUCCAGUUUCCAUUGAAAAAUUGUUCUGUUUCAGUCUAGACGCUUCCAUUUACCAAAUUCGAGCUGGUUCCUCCUUUUCUGACCGUGAUGGUGAACUGUACCUAGUGGCAAAAGUUCUCCCGCAUCCUAAAUUCGACUAUGAAGAAUUUGACAGUGACAUUGGUAUUGUAUGGCUUUCUGAACCUGUGGAAGUGAGUGACAAGAUUGCAACGGUAGAAAUGAAGGAAUGUGUAGAUGAAGUGCCUGACGGUGACAUUGUUCAAGUCACGGGCUGGGGGUGGACUGAGCCUAUAAGAUCGUUGGCUCACAAUGAUCUGAUGCUUCAAAGAGUUCUGAUCCCGAAGAUUGCUGAUUCGAAGUGCCGUGAUGCUUAUGACCACUUAUUCACAGAGAAUAUGCUGUGUGCUGGACUACCCGAGGGCGGGAAAAAUGCUUGUUUUGACAGUGGUGGCCCUCUCAUCCACAAUGGUAAAUUGGCUGGCGUGGUUUCGUUUAGCAGAGGAUGCGCUAGACCAGACUACCCCGCUGUCUAUGCGAAAGUCUCUGCCCUUAGAAAAUGGAUUAACGAACAAUUGAAUGGAGACAAGAAGCCAUGAAAAUUAAAUCUCGGAGAGUAUUAAUAAAAUGAACUUAAAGAAGUCUAAUAAAAAAUGAUAACCGU